AUGUUUUUUACAAUCAUUUUGGUUUUUAUAUCUUUUAUAGCUUAUAAAGUUUAUCCAAAAUUCAGAGUACCCGAAGGAAUUAAAAAUGUACCGACAUUAAGUUUCUUGAAAUUGGUUUCAGCUAUUUUUUCUAAUGGGGGUCCUGACAAACGUUGGGAAAUUACACGUAAGGUUUUGGAAAAAGAAGGCAUUGGAAAACUCUGGUUCAAUGGAGUAUGGCAUAUCAUUACAACCGAUUUGGAACUUACAAAAGAUGUAUUUUCAAAGACAGAUUUGUAUCCUAAAACAUCGCUCGAUGAAUCAAUCCCCGGAUCUUUAACGGCUAAUUACUACGGUACGAACGUAGUCUUUUCCAACGGAGAUGUUUGGAAACGUCAUCGGUAUGGUAUCACUUCUCAUCGUAAAUCGAUUUCAGCAGUAAUUUAUUUCCCUUUAUUUCUUAGCCAUAUUACAAGUCCUGCGUUUAAAAGUUUACCCAUGCACGUAUUUGAUGAAACUGCUGUGAAAUUGUUGAAAGUCAUUGAAAAAGUUGAUAAUGGACCCAUAGAAGUUCAAGAUCUAAUGCAUAGACUUACCUUGGACGUUCUUGGAAGAGUUGCUUUUGGAUUUGAUUUUAAUAAUCUUGAAGAUCCAACAAACGUUUAUGUUACUACUUAUCAAGAAGUGACAGCCGAAUGUGAUAAACCUAUAUAUUUUAUCAUCCCAUUUAUUGAAUAUCUCCCGUAUUUUGAUCGUAUUGAAGCGCGUAAAAAAGUUGCAAAGAUUAAUGAAUUAUAUGAUGGACUUAUUGAAACGAAACGUAAAUCAAUGGAAACGGAAGAAUUGAGUAAAAAAAUAAACAAUAAUACCGCUGAUUUGUUAGAAUGUAUGAUACACGCUUCUAGUGAUCCAAAAUAUCCCAUGUCAGACGAAGAAAUGCGAUAUAAUCUUGCAAUGUUUAUGUUAGCUGGUCAUGAUACUACUGCUACUGCUUUGACAACCAUCUUAUAUGAUGUGCAAAGAAAAGCUCGUGAUGAAAUAUUACGCGUCCUUGGCGAUUCUUUAACUCCAACCAUAGAUCAGCAAAGAGAAUUAAAAUAUUUGAACAUGGUUAUAAAGGAAAACUUAAGAUUAUAUCCACCAGUAUGUAUUGUUCAAAAUGGUACCAGAACUUGUUUGGGGAACAACUUUUCACUUAUUGAACAAAGAGUGAUGUUGUGUGCUUUACUAAGAAAAUAUGAGGUGUCUUUACCAACAGAUAGUAUUCAUCAAGAUAAAUUACAUCUUGAUCAUUCUAGUUCUACACUUACGGGACUACAAUCAUUGCACUUAAUAUUUAAAAGAACAGAAUGA
Funneliformis caledonium is the source of this 1332-nucleotide messenger RNA. The record is from the annotation of a GenBank genome assembly. NCBI's taxonomy places the organism in Eukaryota, Fungi, Glomeromycota, Glomeromycetes, Glomerales, Glomeraceae.